CUUCCCUAUUCGGCAGACAUUGAUCCAUCGCUCUCUCUGAUUCAUCGCAUCUGUUGGAUCCGUCAUGGUCCAUACGAGGAGCGGCCGGGACGUACCCGCGCCUCCCCCUCACAAGCGACCUCACUGUACCAAGCGUCUGGCUGACUUCACGCCCGACCAACAAGGCAAACCGAAGCGGCAUCGAUACCGUCUCUCUGUCAAGGACUUCUUGGAGGGGGAGGCGGGCGCGCCAAGCAGCAACUCAUCAGAGGCUGGUGCUGUUGAUGACGAGCGUCAAGUGGUGCUCAACGACUGCUCGGUGGGCAUCAGCUUUCCCGCCGACACGAAUGACGUCAGCGAGCGUUUGGUUUGUCGGAUUCUGCGGCGGAACAUCACGGGGCGGGGCGUGUCGAGGCUCAUCGACAAGGGGGCGGAUGCGAGGCUGACAGUGAGGGUCAUGGGCAUGAGGGUGCCAACCCUCAGGUGUCGCGACCACGGCACAUCUCCUCAGUUGGGUCUGCUUCAGUUGGCGAUUGACGACCCCACAGGCAAGCCAACAAGGCAGCUACAUCACAUGUGUCGCGUACUUUGUGGUUGUAAUGUCUUGAUUGGCAUUGAUUGCCAUCAGGUGCGUGUCCUGGGCUCAACUGGGAACAUACAAGGUUUACGAGUGAGGCCGGCACGCCCAUUGUUCUUCCCCAGUGGCCAACUUCCGAGCGACAGAGGGAGGUCCUCGAAGCGCUCAUUGUGGGGGGAGCACCUAUUGGCAAGAAGUCGAUCACGACUGCCUUCCAGAAGGCCAACCACCCUGCUCUCGACACGUUUCUCAGCCACACUUGCGGUGGAGACCUCAUUGACGGGCAAGCGCUCUUCUUCGUCGUCAACAGGCCUUGUCCGCCCAAGGACGUCUAUGAGCAGUACUUCGACGCUCUUCUCCCGUGCAUUCGCCGACUACUCGAGCACGACAGCAGCCUGGCGACCGAGGAGUUGCAUUACAGAUUUCUGCCCAUUCACUCAGUGGCUGAUCAUGCGUCUUUCACCAGGAACUUCACAAGUGAGCCGGCAUUGUCAAUCACACACAUGCACUGACAGUGUGGUUAAAUGUGUGUUUGACUUUUCAGUUGGUUUCUGCGAGCUGCUCUACGAGUUCGGCUCCCCAAUCAACAGCAAAGAGGCCUCAUUCCAUGAUAUGAGGCCGUUUGACCAGGCAAAAGGCGCCGACGAGCCCUGGUUACUGGAGUUCCUGUGCAAGCGUCUGCCAGCUAGUGUCCUCGUGAGAACAGACCCUGAGCUAAUGCGCUUUUUCAUUGGUGGGGCGACCAAGGAAUUGGAGAAACGUUACAAGAGGGGGGCAGAGGCGGCCAAGGAGAAGAUCCGACUGCUGUUGCGUGUCGGCGUGCCUCUACCAGCUGCCCCCAUCGCUACCACCAGGAAAAGCGAUCCAGCACUCAAGGCAGCCAACCGUGAGCGUCAGGAGAUCAAGCGUGAGUAUGUCUGCGUCCUCAACGAGAUUCCUCAUGACGUCAUGGACACCGUCAAUGCUGCCCUGAGGCCCCAACGUGAGCUGGCCGCUCUGCUCACCGAUCUGCUGCCCCUCGCGCCUCACAAUGACGGCCCCCAUAACGAUCCCGUCCCCUCUCUUCUUCACUUCGGCCCACAAGAAGAAGCGGCGAUCGCCUGGCGGAUCGCAGCACUGUGCUUCGACACCGACACUGCUCACCAGACCGUCAGCGACAUUCGGCUCCGCCCCCAUAGCAAAUUCGGCCAUCGCGUCCACGAAGCAAUGGACCACUUCGUCGCCUCUGCUGUCUUUCACGCGAGCGGCAACACAGAGGUGGUCGGUGGGAGGCACGAGGAGGAAGGCCAGGUGGUCCAUGCCCCACCACUGCAGUGCUUCGCCAUACGGGGGCAGGAGGGUGGGCAGCAUCGUGUGUUGGGUCUACGGGAGGUGGUCCACGGGGCCCGGCUUGAUGAAGCGACGGAGCACGGCCUGAGGGGCGUGGUCAAGGGCUUCAACGAGCACCUCGGCGAUGCGGACUGUGAGCUCGAGUGGGACGGGCUGGGCUUUAUCGACGAUGCGGGUGAGUUCGUGUCGAUGGCGGACCGCUUUGCCGUGCCUGUGAUUGAAGAGGACGAGAGGGAGAGGGAGAGCGAGAGCGAGAGUGAUGAGGACAGUAGUAUGGACGAGGACUCAGAUGAUGACGAAGACGGUGACGAGUCGAUGUUGGAUUAAUCUGAGAGAGGAAAGGAGCUGGAAUGGGGUGGGUGUGAGGGAUUGUAUGUAUAUGAGUAAAUUGCCAACGGUGUUUACAGGUAUCUGGACUGCACGAGCAGCAUCAUUCUUGCUUUUCAUGUAUUCGCCGGCUGGGUGGAGAACACUUUGACCUGUGUAGAUGC
This is a messenger RNA of Vitrella brassicaformis, 2376 nucleotides long. The record is from the annotation of a GenBank genome assembly. Lineage: Eukaryota; Vitrellaceae.